This is a messenger RNA of Closterium sp. NIES-65, 2055 nucleotides long. The record is from the annotation of a GenBank genome assembly. NCBI's taxonomy places the organism in Eukaryota, Viridiplantae, Streptophyta, Zygnematophyceae, Desmidiales, Closteriaceae.
AUGGACGUGGACGUGGACGUGGACGUGGACGUGGACGUGGACGUGGACAUGGACGUGGACGUGGACGUGGACUUGGACGUGGACGUGGACAUGGACGUGGACGUGGACAUGGACGUGGACGUGGACGUGGACGUGGACAUGGACGUGGACGUGGACGUGGACGUGGACAUGGACGUGGACGUGGACGUGGACAUGGACGUGGACGUGGACGUGGACGUGGACGUGGACGUGGACGUGGACGUGGACGUGGACGUGGUGGACGUGGACGUGGACGUGGACGUGGACGUGGACGUGGACGUGGACGUGGACGUGGACGUGGACGUGGACGUGGACGUGGACGUGGACGUGGACGUGGACGUGGACAUGGACGUCGACGUGGACGUCGACGUGAACAUGGACGUGGACAUGGACGUGGACUUGGACGUGGACGUGGACGUGGACGUAGAAAUGGACGUGGACGUGGACGUGGACAUGGACGUGGACGUGGACGUGGACGUGGAAAGAAAUGGACUUAUGGACGUGGACGUGGACGUGGACGUGGACAUGGACGUGGACAUGGACGUGGACAUGGACGUGGACAUGGACGUGGACAUAGACAUGGACGUGGACAUGGACGUGGACGUGGACAUGGACGUGGACGUGGACGUAGAAAUGGACGUGGACGUGGACAUGGACGUGGACGUGGACGUGGACGUGGACAUGGACGUGGACAUGAACGUAGAUGUGGACGUGGACGUGGACAUGGACGUGGACGUGGACGUGGACGUGGACAUGGACGUGGACGUGGACAUGGACGUGGACGUAGACGUGGACAUGGACGUGGACAUGGAUGUGGACGUGGACAUGGACGUGGACGUGGACAUGGACGUGGACGUGGACGUGGACGUGGACGUGGACGUGGACGUGGACAUGGACGUGGACAUGGACGUGGACUUGGACAUGGACGUGGACUUGGACGUGGACGUGGACGUGGACGUGGACAUGGACGUGGACGUGGACAUGGACGUGGACGUGGACGUGGACGUGGACGUGGACGUAGAAAUGGACGUGGACGUGGACGUGGACAUGGACGUGGACGUAGACGUGGACGUGGACAUGGACGUGGACUUGGACGUGGACGUGGACAUGGACGUGGACAUGGACGUAGACGUGGACGUGGACGUGGACAUGGACGUGGACGUGGACGUGGACGUGGACAUGGACGUGGACGUGGACAUGGACGUGGACGUGGACGUGGACAUGGACGUGGACAUGGACGUGGACAUGGACGUGGACGUGGACAUGGACGUGGACGUGGACAUGGACGUGGACGUGGACGUGGACGUGGACGUGGACGUGGACGUGGACAUGGACGUGGACAUGGACGUGGACUUGGACGUGGACGUGGACUUGGACGUGGACGAGACGUGGACACGUGGACACGUGGACGUGGACGUGGACAUGGACGUCGACGUGGACGUGGACGUGGACAUGGACGUGGACGUGGACGUGGACGUGGACAUGGACGUGGACGUGGACGUGGACAUGGACGUGGACAUGGACGUGGACAUGGACGUGGACGUGGACAUGGACGUGGACGUGGACAUGGACGUGGACGUGGACGUGGACGUGGACAUGGACGUGGACGUGGACUUGGACGUGGACGUGGACAUGGACGUGGACGUGGACAUGGACGUGGACGUGGACGUGGACAUGGACGUGGACGUGGACGUGGACGUGGACAUGGACGUGGACGUGGACGUGGACAUGGACGUGGACGUGGACAUGGACGUGGACAUGGACGUGGACGUGGACGUGGACGUGGACGUGGACGUGGACGUGGACGUGGACGUGGACAUGGACGUGGACGUGGACGUGGACGUGGACGUGGACGUGGACGUGGACGUGGACGUGGACGUGGACAUGGACGUGGACGUGGACGUGGACGUGGACGUGGACGUGGACGUGGACGUGGACGUGGACGUGGACGUGGACAUGGACGUCGACGUGGACGUCGACGUGACAUGGACGUGGACAUGGACGUGGACUUGGACGUGGACGUGGACGUGGACGUAG